Messenger RNA from Thermochaetoides thermophila DSM 1495, 1992 nucleotides. RefSeq names its product putative transcription initiation factor. The record is from RefSeq and is a predicted model, not a curated record. Gene Ontology annotation, cellular component: transcription factor TFIIE complex. The transcript has a single exon. NCBI's taxonomy places the organism in Eukaryota, Fungi, Ascomycota, Sordariomycetes, Sordariales, Chaetomiaceae. Gene Ontology annotation, biological process: transcription initiation at RNA polymerase II promoter. Bases 1 to 1992 code for a protein of 663 amino acids.
AUGGCCCUUGACAGCGAAACCCAGAACAAGAAUGGUGGGGCUCCAGACACUGGGAGCCGAAGCCAGCCGCCCCCAGCUGCCGCUGGUCUUGGCCGUCCGGUCGGCCACUGUCCCAGCAGCGACCAGCCUUGCCAGCCCACUGGCCCCGCUCUCAAUGUGGGUGGUGAUGGAGCAACCGGCGCCAACGGAGCCAAUGACAGAGCGCCCGAGUCACAUGGCGCCAAGAAAAGCCUUCCUUCGUUUCUGCAGCCAAGCGCGGCCUUCAUGACCUCUUUCUUUGGCCGCGGCCUCAAGAUCCUAGCGGAGCGAAGUGGACAACAAACCUCUUCCAUCCAGAACGACAGCAAGUCCAACAAGCAGAACAAGCGUCAGACCCUAUCUGACGAGAACGAGCCGAAGGCCAAGAGAAAGGCCAAAGUCGCCAAAAAGAAGGUUCCGUUUGAAAAGAAAGACGGUAAAACCGCGAAGAAGAACGGCAACCAGCGCCCCUUCAAAGCCAAAAGCGGCCCUUCCUCUUCUGCUGCCGCGGCUCCUGCUCCCUCGUCGGCGUCUGCGACGGCACAAGUUUCUGGGGGUCAAACCGAGCCGAAAGUCAAAGUCGAUGCCGAACUCGAAGCUCAACUUCAGGCCGAGUUCGAGUCCGUGCUUCUAGACAAUCUCCACCCUUCAAUCGCUGCGACCGAGCGCGCUCAGCCCAAAGCCGACCUCGAAGAAGACGUCGACGUCAAGUUCGAGAUUGUCUUUGAAGUCGAUCGCAAGACGGAAACCACAGCUACUAACCACGAUCAACUCAAAGCCGAACUUCAAGCCGAGUUCGAGGCUGCACUUCAAGACCACGCCGAGGCUAUCACUACAGCGACCGAGCAAUCGCAAACCGAAACCAACCACGAGUCUGACUCCGAGACCGAAAUUUCAUUCGACACUGAUUUUGAGGACGAUCGAGAGGCAGAGACCAAAGCGACAGACGAAGCAAAGCGCGGAGUUAAGUUGGAAGCAGAGUUUGAGGCCGCACUCAACGCCUACAUCCCAACCACAGCUGCUGUGACUGGUCAAGCACCAAACAAGAACAUCCACAAUUUACUGCCUAAGCCAUCGAUCAUGUCGAACCAGCAAGGUCUGAAGUCGCUGGUUCCCAGCGCGAAGCAGCAGCUCCAACGGUCGUCGCUCGCACCGCCUAGUCCGUCGCCCUCCGUCGGCUCGACCGCGUCCGCUGCCCCCGGCGGUGGCCCUACCUCUGUCGGCACUCCGCGCAAGGAUCGCGAUGGCGCGCCCAUCGUCUACUCGCAGCCAGAUCGCACCGGUACUGGUGAAAAUAUCAUCUCGCAGAUGGCCUAUGCGAUCUCCUGGCUGCGCAGCAAAGAGGAGCCCCAGACCUACUGGGACGUGCUGUCCUACCUGUCGGCCACCUCGCGCCCAGAGUCUGAGCAAGAGUACUUCGUCGACCAGAUGCGGCGCAAUCCGCAGAUCCAGUGGAUCCCCGACCCGGAUCUGUCCGAGCAGACCUGGAAGAGCGGUACUUACGUGCACCGGCCCAUCAUCCCGGGCGUGAAGAGCAAGGACACGCUGAUCGCUUACCUACAGAAGAAACAGGACGCGUCGGGCGUCAGCGUCAAGGACCUCAAGGAUGGCUGGCCUGACUGCGAACAGGCCAUUGCUGAGCUGGAGCGCGAGCACAAGGUGCUGGUGGUGCGUGCUAAGAAGGACGGCGCUGCCCGCAUGGUCUGGCUCGAUGAUCCGUCGCUAUUCCACGAGGUUGAUCCUGAGCUCAAGCUGAUGUGGGCGCGCGUCGAGGUUCCCUCUGUCGAUACUAUCGUGCAGCGCCUGUUGGCCGCGCAGCAGAAGCCUGCUAGCGAGGAUCCCCGCCUCAAACAGGCUGCCAACGCCCCCACGCAGCAGGACAAGAAGAAGAAGCGGGCGCAGAGACGCACCGGCAAGGCGACUAAUACCCAUAUGGAACACCUGCUCAAGGAUUAUAGCCACUUGAAGCGUUAA